AUGCUGGCAUUUUUGGGAGGGACAGGUCCCGAGGGAAAGGGGUUGGCUCUACGGCUGGCGAUGGCUGGAGAGUCGGUGAUCAUCGGUUCCCGGGACGCUGGUCGAGCGCAGGAAGCGGCCGACGAGUUGUUGUCCCUGGCUCCGGGAGCGAACAUCGCGGGAGCGGUGAAUUCCGGAGCGGCUUCGCAGUGCGACGUGGUGUUUUUGACUAUGCCGUACAACGGAAUGUCGCCCACGAUCGCGGGCGUUGGCGAUGCCCUGGACGGCAAGACUUUGGUAACCGUGAUCGCCCCGAUGCGCUUCGAGCGUGGUGUGGGAGCAAUAGCUGAGGAUGUUGAUGCCGGUUCUGCCGCACAGGAAGCGCAGAUUGCCGCCCCCAACUCGCGGGUGGUGGCCGCCUUCCAGAACGUGUCGGCCGAAGAGUUGCUGAAACCGGGUGUUACGCUGGAUGAGGACGUGGUGAUUUGUGGCGACGACGCCGCGGCGAAAUCCACGGUUGUUGGCCUGACGCGCAAGAUUCCUAACCUUAGACCCGUGGACGCUGGCGCUCUCUACAAUGCCCGAUACGUGGAGCAGAUCACCCCGCUUUUGGUAAAUAUUAACCGUAUUCACCGGGUGCAUUCCGGCGUGAGAAUCACCGGAGUAUAG
This is a messenger RNA of Geodia barretti, 648 nucleotides long. NCBI's taxonomy places the organism in Eukaryota, Metazoa, Porifera, Demospongiae, Tetractinellida, Geodiidae. The record is from the annotation of a GenBank genome assembly.